Molecule: messenger RNA, 354 nt
Organism: Ectocarpus siliculosus
Lineage: Eukaryota; Phaeophyceae; Ectocarpales; Ectocarpaceae
Source: the annotation of a GenBank genome assembly
AUGCAUUGGAAGACUACCAGAUACACUGGGAUUGCGUUUUCGGGCCUGAAUCCUUGGAGGAAGUGUUUCAGAGGGGGGGUGACUUCACGACCUGCCCUGGAGCUACCAAAGAGCACCCGUGCUCCAGGUGGCUACAUGGUCAAGGGCGACCCGAUCUACUCCCUCACCGCCAACAAGCACGGGCUGCACGUUCGCUUCAGCAACUUGGAGUCCAUCGAAGACUACCACGACGGCUUGGACAUGCCGCUGGACUGGGAUGCCGCCACCGGGGAGUGGGUGCACGUGGAAAUCAUCACCACCUUCGGGAAGUCCAUGGUGGCCGACCGAUGGAUGGAAUACAUGCGCAUGCCAUGA